GCUUCGACCAAAGGUGGUGCGUUCACCAAAGAAGUCAUCAAAGAAAUGGCAAAAAUCAACGAGCGCCCAAUCAUCUUCUCACUUUCGAAUCCUACGAAAAAUUCUGAAUGCACAGCAGAACAAGCCUACAAAUAUACAAAUGGAAAAGUGCUGUACGCUUGCGGAUCACCUUUUGAAAAUGUCGAGUUGAAUGGAAAAGUCUACAAACCCGGUCAAGGAAACAAUGCUUACAUAUUCCCUGGAAUUGGUCUUGGAGCCGUGCUGUUCAAGGCAAAACAUAUUCCAGACAGGAUUUUCCUCUUAGCUGCCAGGAAAGUGGCGACAUUGGUGUCAGAAAAAUCACUCUUCAAAUAUGCUCGGAUCUAUCCACGUCUGAAGAACAUAAGAGAAAUAUCAGUGCAGAUUGCUGUAGAGGUCGGAAACUACCUGUAUCAUCACGAUCUCUCUUCACUGCAUCCUGAACCAGAUGACAUAGUGAGAUCCUUUUUUUGA
This is a messenger RNA of Strongylus vulgaris, 492 nucleotides long. The record is from the annotation of a GenBank genome assembly. Lineage: Eukaryota; Metazoa; Nematoda; Chromadorea; Rhabditida; Strongylidae.